Molecule: messenger RNA, 5317 nt
Organism: Crotalus tigris (Tiger rattlesnake)
Lineage: Eukaryota; Metazoa; Chordata; Lepidosauria; Squamata; Viperidae
Gene: NAB2
Product: NGFI-A binding protein 2
Exons: 7
Coding region: 989-2806 (605 amino acids)
Biological process (GO): negative regulation of DNA-templated transcription
Cellular component (GO): nucleus
Molecular function (GO): transcription factor binding; transcription coregulator activity
Source: RefSeq, a predicted model, not a curated record
GAAUUCACAUGGGGUAUACUUCUUCUGUUACUGGAAAAAAAAAGCAAGCCUUGCUUUUUUAUCCAGCCACUAUUUUUGCAGAUGGGGGAAAAUAUGAACGUGUUCUCACCAUUCCCCAUACAUUUGUACAGCACUGCUUUUUGCUUUUCAAAAAUAAAGCAGCAGGUCUCCUAGCAUGUUUCAAUAAAAUGGAUACUGAAUUCAGGGCAAAACAGCUCAAGGAAGCGAUUACAGUACUUUAUUUUAAAAGUACGGUAGGUCAAUUCCUGUCUGAGUAACUUUCGGAUACAUGCACUUGAAUGCCCAGAAUUUCUCAGCCAUAUUUGGUCACUGCUGAGAAUUCUGGGAGUUGAAGUCUGUAAGUUGCCUAGGUUGGGAAAUACCGAAUCAAACCCUGUAUCCUGAUUUGAGCCUCAUACUAUUUGAAACUCCCCACGUCUUCAAUGAAUGGAUGUAUUAUUUUCUCAGCAAUUCCCUUCGAUCCCGGAACUUUAUUCCGCACAGUGUAAACAUUACCCACAGUGUAAACAAACAUUUAGUGUAUAAAAAACAAAACAAAACCCACACCGAACUUUUCCGUGUACAUCCGAAUGUCCAAGUGAGCGAACCAGCGCGCUCACGAAAGCAUUAUUGCGCACACAUGAUGAACCUAACAGAGGCGGGAAAAGCGGCGACAGGCAUAUACGCUCCGGCAGGAAACCCACUGAUUUGAAAUACACGAAAGUUUAUUUCACCGAGACGGGGCGUAUAUCACACAAAGCUCAGGCUUGCAAAACGUCGCAAAAGAAGAGAGAGAAAAAAAGAGACAGGCUGAUGAUGUCCGCGCCUGGACCAUCAACUCGAUCUUCUUCUCCUUCCGAGGCGCACGAACGCCCGCGCUGAAGACAAGUGGAAGAAGUUGGGGCAAUCAAGCGGGGCGGUGGUGGGGAAGCCUACUCUUUCCGGCCAUCGCAUCUUGGAAGCCGCGAGGAGGGAAGGUGGGCGGUAAAUGCUGUACCUCCCCCUCCCCCGGCGCUUGCGGUGGCGAAGGCGGUUUGAAGCUGCUGUUGCAGUUUUUCUGGUCCGAGGCAGAAGCUGCCUGCCGCCCCCGAAACCUCCCACGCGCGGCAGCAGCUCAGAGCCGCUGCCGCCGCCGUUCCAUUGUGAAUCCGGCGGCGUGGGAGGCAAUUCCGUGCCAAAGGCUCAGCGCAAAGGCGCGCAGAGGGAAGGGAGCGGAGGAGGAGGGGGGGCGGACAGAGAAGCUCCGACGGAGGGACGCAGAAGACCAUCGAAGCUGGACAAGGGUGCUGCGUUGGGAGCUCCGCUCCUUCUAGGUCUGCCCUUCCGCAGAGAGCCAGCAGAAGGGGCGGCCACCAGCCAGGCUUCGGAGGCCUUGGGUCCAUGCUUGACGGGCACAUCGGUGAGGCUGCGAAGAAAUCCACUGGCGCGGCAACUGGCAAUGGCGUUGUUGCUGCCCCGCACCCUGGGCGAACUGCAGCUCUACCGCGUCCUCCAGCGAGCCAACCUCCUCUCCUACUAUGAGACCUUCAUCCAGCAGGGCGGCGAUGAUGUGCAGCAACUGUGCGAGGCUGGUGAGGAAGAGUUCCUGGAGAUCAUGGCUCUGGUUGGCAUGGCGACCAAGCCACUCCAUGUCCGGCGACUCCAGAAGGCUCUGCGGGAGUGGGCAACCAAUCCUGGUCUCUUCAACCAGCCGGUGCCCUCCAUACCUGUGAGCAGCAUACCACUCUUCAAAAUCUCCGAGUCCGGGAGCCAGAAAUCACUCACCAAUGGACACACCAGUCCAGGAGAGAUCCCUGGCAAAACCAGUGCCACUUCCCCUUCCAAAAGUCCCUCCGAGCCACGAGAGAAGCUGUCCCCCUUGUCAGCCAUGCAGUGGGGGAACCCUGAGUCUGAAGAAGAAGGAGGGGUAACCUCACCCAGCGAGACCCCAUCGUCCACUGAGCAUCUCGAUCCAGAGCUGGCCCAUGCAGUGUCAGAUGGGGUGGAUCGCCUGCUGCGCAGCUGUCCGCGCAGUGGAGAUGUGGAGUUGAAGACCCUCCUGAAGCUGAAUAAGAAGUUGGCCAAAACAGUAGGGCAUAUCUUCCAGAUGGACAAUGGAGACCCUCGGAAGGAAGAAGAGAUCCGGCGUCACAGUGCCAUCUAUGGCCGGGGUGAAACUCGGCGAUGUGAGGGCAAACAGCUCACCCUUCAUGAGCUCACAAUUAACGAGGCUGCUGCUCAGUUCUGUCUGCGAGACAAUUCAUUGCUGUUGCGUCGUGUGGAAUUGUUCUCGCUGUCACGUCAGGUGGCUCGGGAGAGCAGCUACUUAUCUUCACUGAAAGGUUCCAGACUGCGUCCAGAUGAAAACUGUGGUGGACAAGCUAAGCGCUUCAAGCAAGAGGUUGCAGAACACAGCCGCCACGAGCUUCCCUUGGUCUGUGAACCCUUCCUUCCUCCAUACCGAUCCAGCGUAGAAGAAGACACAGCCAGCUUGUCUGGGGAAAGCUUAGAUGGACAUCCACAAGCUACUGGGUCUUGUCCCCGGCUUACGCCACCCCCCAACACCGCUUCUGAUGCACUGCUGAGUCUCCCGCCACAUGGGCUAUGGAGUCGUCACAUCCUGCAGCAGACACUGAUGGAUGAAGGGCUGCGAUUGGCCCGGCUGGUGUCCCAUGAGCGAGUGGGAAGGCUCAGUCCAUGUUUGCAAGGAAAACCCCAGAUGCCUGAGUUUGGGGAAACACUUUCUGAGAGAUGCCAGGCUCCAGCAGCACAGCCUGAGGCUAGAAGAAACAGCAUUAAGAUGGAACCAGACACCAGCCGGCAGUGAACAGCAGAGGCAGCCUUGCUCAGCCAUUAAGCAAUAAUACUCCAGCCAACUCUGAGCUUUAGACAGGGAGGCUAUCCUCUGUAUCACCCUGUGUGGGGCCUGUGGGACUUCCUUGCAGAAGGCGAGCUGUUAUAUUAACACAACCAACUCUUCACCCUGUUCUCUUCAUGAAAUGGAGAGCAUGCUUUGACUCCCAAACAGAAGAGCAUGGACCUAUGGACAGCGAAUCAUGUAGGAAGCUCUGCCAUCUUAAUUUAACUCAGCAAGAAAGGGGUACCCUGGCUACAGUUGAUAGAAUGAGCUCAGGUAGACCAAAUCUCUGGCCCUCUGAUGGACUAAUGGAAGGUCAGACUUACCCACAGCCUUUCCUCCCACAUGAGACUUGAAACUGAGGGGUACAUAGCCAUAAACAAGCACAUAAAUAUCCUGUACAUAUUUUAUUGAAAGGCAUAUAAGUGAUUGGCCAUAAACACAUCUUGUUCCCAAAUCGUCCCCAGCCUCUCAACCACACGCAUACACGUGAAACAUGUUUGUUGCUGCCCUUCAGUCUUUGUCACAGAUGUUCCCUAUAUGCGCAGAACCUGCUUCUCCAGGACUGUUUGUAACACACACACACACACACACACACCCUGCAAACCAUUUUGCAAAUUGCCAUAGAAAGGAUAAUUCUUCAUGUGACAGAAGGAAAAAAAAAUGUAUCAAAGACACAGGAGGUUACUAUGCUAUCUGUAUAACUAAACAAAAUUUGUAAAUUGAAUUAAUUUCAGUUUUUGUGUCCCCUCCCCUCCACUGGAAUAUGGUCCCAAAAGUCAUUUUUAAGCCCAAGGAUGUGUCUCAGACCAGGAGAACUGGGCAUCUUAAUGCCACACAUUUUGCCCAUCCCCAGAAUUUUCCUGUUUUUUUUUUUAUCGUGUAUACAAUAUUGAAAAUAUUCUCAUUACUUCUGUUGCCUGUUGACUUUAUAUUGUGGUUAACCAUCAAAAGCAUUAAUUGUUGUUCAGCUGAGUUUGGAUUGUUUGGAGGUAUUUUGUUUCCUAAUGGCUCUAGAGAGGCUAGAACAGGGGUAGGCAACCUUGGCUCUUUUAUGACUCGUGGACCAACUCCCAGAAUUCCUGAGCCAGCCAUGCUGAGGGGAAAGGGAAAGUUUCCAAGCUGAGCCAUGCUGGCUCAGGAAUUCUGGGAGUUGAAGUCCACGAGUCAUAAAAGAGCCAAGGUUGCCUACCCCUGGGCUAGAUGCUUACCCCAUUAAAAUAUUGAACUGUGCCAUUUGGAUAUGGGCACACCAGCAACAGCUUCCUCCACACUAAGAUGCAUCACAACAGCAGCUUUGUGUACAGGUAGUCCUCAACUUACGACCACAAUUGAGCCCAAGAUUUCUCUUGCCAAGCGAGAAAUUUAUUAAGUAUUUUGCCUCAUUUUAUGACUUUCCUUGGCACAUCUGUUAAGUGAAUCGCUGCAGUUGUUACAUUAGAAACACAGUUGUUAAGUGAAACCUGGCUUCCCCAUUGACUUUGCUUGUCAGAAGGUCUCAAAAGUGGUGAUCCCAUGAACCCCCCAAGCACUGCAGUUCGUCGUAAAUACAAGAGUUUCCAAGGGUCCAAAUUUUGAUCUUGGAGAUGCUGCAAUGGAGAUGCCUUUGUAACUUCGAACGGUCACUAAAUGAACUACCUUUACUGUAUCAGAACUACUGACACAGGGAGGUGAAUUAUCCCUUUUUUACCAGAACACGGUGAAUUUAUAAAGGACCGAACCAAAGGGGGGGUGUCUUGCUGAGAGUCACGUUCCCCCAUUUGCUGUCAGUGCUCCCUACUCCUAUCUUAAGGCUCCUCACUCCUAUUCUUGGAGCUUAUUUAUAAAGGUAAUCCUCAACUUAACAAGCACAAUUGUGACCAGAAUUCCUCUUGUUAAGCAAGGUAGUAGUUAAAGGAGUCCGGCCCGAUUUUAUGAUUUUUUUUUUUUGCUGAGGUUUUAAGCAAAUCACUGCAGUGAAAUGAAUCCGGCUUUCCUCCCCCCUCCCAUUCACUUUGCUUGUUGGAAGACAGCUGGGGAGGUCACAGAUGGUGAUCACGUAACCUGCCCCACCCCCUCUUGCUGCAACCAUCAAAUACAUAUAUAUAUGCCGAUUUCCAAGUGCCAGAAUUUUGAUCACAUGACUGUAGGGAUGCUAUAACAGUUGUAAGUUCAAGGACUGGUUGCAAGUCACUUUGUUCGGUGCCAUUUUAACUGUUGCUUAAACGAAUGGCAUUAUGUCAAGGACCACCUGUACUUUUCUUCCCGAUCCCUUUACUUUCCUGUAAGCAGGAAGAGGAGUGAACAGCAAAGAGGAAACCGAUGUCAUCAUAGCCAGAAGCGGACGAGCUGAUCUCUUAACUACUUGCAGAAAAUAAAAGAUCCUGCACGGAUCUUCCAUUUUGAAGGCGUUGCCUAGAACAGGGGUGUCAAACUCAAUUUCAUUGAGGGCCGCAUCAGCAUUGCUUUUUCCCUCGGGGGGCCGGGUAUGGCCAGGGUGGG